This is a messenger RNA of Momordica charantia (bitter melon), 456 nucleotides long. RefSeq lists its product as uncharacterized. NCBI's taxonomy places the organism in Eukaryota, Viridiplantae, Streptophyta, Magnoliopsida, Cucurbitales, Cucurbitaceae. The record is from RefSeq and is a predicted model, not a curated record.
AUGCCAAAUUAUGUGAAGUUCCUAGAGGAGAUACUCACAAAAAAGAGAAAGCUGGGAGAAUAUGAAACUGUGGCAAUGACCAAGGUCUGCAGCACCAUCCUCACAAGCAAAAUUCUAGAAAAGAUUAAGGAUCCUAUGAGCUUCACCAUACUCGUUUCCAUUGGAGGACAGAAGAUAGGCCAAGCACUCUGCGAUUUGGGGGCAAAUAAGGAGGUUCCUAUCAUUUUGGGAAGACCAUUCAUUGCAACUAGAAGAGCGCUCGUGGAUGUCUAUAAAGGAGAGUUGACAAUGCACGUUCAAGAUCAAGAAGUGAAGUUCUCAGUUUAUGAUUCCAUGAAGUUUCCUGCUGAAUCAGAAGAAUACUYAGUGUUGAAGAUUUUAGAUGAAGCUUUAGUGGAGGAAUUGAGUGCAGAAGCAAUGCUAGAGCAUAGUGUAAGUAUGGAUGCUGGAGCUUAA